Molecule: messenger RNA, 1043 nt
Organism: Budorcas taxicolor (takin)
Lineage: Eukaryota; Metazoa; Chordata; Mammalia; Artiodactyla; Bovidae
Gene: DKK2
Product: dickkopf WNT signaling pathway inhibitor 2
Exons: 4
Coding region: 1-780 (259 amino acids)
Biological process (GO): negative regulation of canonical Wnt signaling pathway; multicellular organism development
Cellular component (GO): extracellular region
Molecular function (GO): receptor antagonist activity; co-receptor binding
Source: RefSeq, a predicted model, not a curated record
AUGGCCGCAUUGAUGCGGGGCAAGGACUCCUCCCGCUGCCUGCUCCUACUGGCCGCGGUGCUGAUGGUGGAGAGCUCACAGUUCGGCAGCUCGCGGGCCAAACUCAACUCCAUCAAGUCCUCUCUGGGCGGGGAGACGCCUGCCCAGGCCGCCAAUCGAUCUGCGGGCACUUACCAAGGACUGGCUUUCGGCGGCAGUAAGAAGGGCAAAAACCUGGGGCAGGCCUACCCUUGUAGCAGUGAUAAGGAAUGUGAAGUUGGGAGGUACUGCCACAGUCCUCACCAAGGAUCGUCGGCCUGCAUGGUGUGUCGAAGGAAAAAGAAGCGCUGCCAUAGAGAUGGCAUGUGUUGUCCUGGUACCCGCUGCAAUAAUGGCAUCUGCAUCCCAGUCACUGAGAGCAUCUUAACCCCUCAUAUCCCAGCUCUGGACAGCACUCGACACAGAGAUCGGAACCACGGCCAUCACUCAAACCACGACCUGGGAUGGCAGAACCUGGGAAGACCUCACACUAAGCUGUCACAUAUAAAAGGACAUGAAGGAGAUCCCUGUCUACGUUCAUUAGACUGCACUGAAGGGUUUUGCUGUGCUCGUCACUUCUGGACCAAAAUCUGCAAACCAGUGCUCCAUCAGGGGGAAGUCUGUACCAAGCAGCGCAAGAAGGGCUCACAUGGGCUGGAAAUCUUCCAGCGGUGUGACUGCGCAAAAGGCCUGUCUUGUAAAGUAUGGAAAGAUGCCACCUACUCCUCCAAAGCCAGACUCCACGUCUGUCAGAAAAUAUGACCACCUCUGAGGACAAGCAUCAGGAGCAGACUGUGAAUCCAUGUAUUUAAUGCAUUAUAGCAUGGUGGAGAGUAGGAUUUGGAUUUCAGAAGAAGGGGUAAAAUGAGGAAUAUGAUAAGAACAUAGAUCAAAGAAAAAGGAAAUGGAAGAUCAGAAAGGGUGACAAGUGUGGUCAGUGUGUUUUCCAUCAUGCAACUUGUUUAUGUAAAUAAUGUACACAUUUGUGAAGAUGCCAUGACUCAAAAAAAAAAAUAAAUAAAUAA